Pteronotus mesoamericanus is the source of this 2332-nucleotide messenger RNA. RefSeq names its product FRAT regulator of WNT signaling pathway 1 (gene FRAT1). Bases 161 to 994 code for a protein of 277 amino acids. The transcript has a single exon. The record is from RefSeq and is a predicted model, not a curated record. Lineage: Eukaryota; Metazoa; Chordata; Mammalia; Chiroptera; Mormoopidae. Gene Ontology annotation, cellular component: cytoplasm. Gene Ontology annotation, biological process: positive regulation of canonical Wnt signaling pathway.
CGCUGCUGCAACGCACGGCACGAGUGCCAGACGGUCCCCGGCUUCCGCGUCUGCCCCAGCCCCGGCCCCGGCCCCGGCCUCAGCACCGCACCCGGCUCCGCCGCGGCCCACGGAACUGCCAGCGACGCCCGCAGAGCCCCGGGUGCCCGGGCUGGGAGACAUGCCGUGCCGAAGGGAGGAGGAAGAGGAAGCCGGCGAGGAAGCCGAGGGGGAGGAAGAGGAGGAGGACAGCUUCCUCCUGCUGGAGCAGUCGAUGAAGCUGGGCGGCUCUGGCGAGGUGGACCGGCUGGUGGCCCAGAUCGGCGAGACGCUGCAGCUGGACGCGACGCAGGACAGCCCUGCCUCCCCGUGCGCGCCCCCCGGGCCGCUUCUGCGGCCCCCGGAGGCGGCGGUGCGGGCGGAGAAGGCCCGGCCUCCUGUUCUGCCGCUGCUUCUGCCGCCGGCGCCGGCCGAGGCGGUGGGCCCAGCGCCCCCGGGGGCCCUGCGCUGCGCCCUCGGGGACCGCGGCCGCGUGAGAGGCCGGGCUGCGCCCUACUUUGUCGCCGAGCUCCCUGCAGGCCCUAGUGCCCUGUCCCCACGACCCCCUCAGUCCAGCCUAGAUGGGCCAUCGGGAGACGACAAGCGCCGUGUCCCAAAGCAGCUGUCGGGCCCGUGCCGGCGAGGAUGGCUGCGGGGGGCCGCCGCCUCCCGGCGCCUGCAGCAGCGACGCGGGCCCCAGCCGGAAGUCCACACCGUUGACGACGAUCCGCACCGGCUCCUGCAGCAGCUGGUGCUCUCGGGGAACCUCAUCAAGGAGGCCGUGCGGAGGCUUCACUCGCGACGGCUGCAGCUACACGCAAAGCUUCCCCAGCGCCCGGUCCUGAGGCCUCUGACGGCCGCAGUGCACAAGCCCCCGUCGCCCCCCAGCCCGCGCACGGCCUGCAGCAACGCUGGCGCGACAGGAAGGAGGGCGCUACUCAGAACGGGCGACGGCGUUCCUGUGCCUGGCAGCUAAUACCCGGGGAGUGGCCGCUGCGCCAGCCUUUGCCUGGAGGACGAGGGGUUCUCCUGAGGGCUGCAUCUUUACUGGAACUGGUGAACUCACGCUUUUGAAGCGGGAAAAUAAGCUAAUGACGAGGAAUCGGAAAAUCGCCAAUGUUUUCGCGGGGAACUGAGGUCUAGAGCCCUGAUGUUGAAAAACAGGACUCGGUUGGCCCUAUUUAAGGCAUAUUACAGGGCGCACCAAGCUCACAGUCAAUAGGGCUCCUUAUUUGGCGCGACCAUUCUCGGAGGCACCGCGUCCAGUUCCACGCAGCCUCCCCGGGCCGUCCAGCCCGGCGACCAUGUGGCCGCAGUUCAUGCUUCUCAGGAUCGCCGUGCGCCCUAAGGACGAGGGUGAUUCCAGUUACUUGUUUCACCUUUUCAGGAUUGGUUCCUGGUUCACUUUUGGGAGAGGGGAACAUGAGUAGACGAUCAUUUCAGGGAGUACCUCAAACUGCUAGACUUGAAAAUUUACAACACUUUUUUUUAACCCAUUUUGUGUCUAGGGGUGCUGGUUCUUAAAACACACGGUACCAUGAAAGGACCUUUUCUCUGUCCCUGCUUUGCAACUGGCUGCGGUUCCCCGAGUGGAGGGGAAAGCCGCGGUGCGCCCAGGGUGGGGAUAGGAGGGUGGUGAAAUGCUGGAGUCUCCUGAGGACAAGCGCACCGCUACCACCUCGGUGUAGGGAGGCGGGGACGUGCUGGGCGCCGGCACCUCCCGCGGGCCGCUGCACUCCGGGCUCCCCUGGAAAUAGUUCAGAGACGUGGCCUCGGGUCCCUCCUCUCCCCCUCAGCUCUGCUGUUUUACUCAAGAGGGUGGUGCGGGUGCUCCUGGGGGCUGGGGAGACGCCACGUGACGGGCACUCCAGGGACAACCAGCCUCGCACAGAAGCUCAUAAUGGGCUCUCCGGGGCCAUUUGCAAUAACAGCUGCAAUACCCUGGGUAGACGGAGUUGAUUUCCUCCCUCUGCCCCUCCCCCAGCCAUGCCAGCUCGCCUUUGUAAGUGAAGGAAACCGAGUAGAAAAUGUGACCGUCCAAAUGGAGAAGCUGCAGGCUUUGCCAUUGUAAACCAUCGUGAAGUUUGUAACACACUGUUCACUCACUCGAAGGGUUUGAAGACCUUUUAGUUGGUGUUUUAGUUUUAUAAGAUUCAAUGGCUUCUUCAUCAUCCAGAUGUGGCUAUUGACAUAUCUGCACUUCGUACCGGAGUGUCUGGAAUUGUGGCUAUCCUGAUUAUAGGAUUUUAACUUAACUGAAAUGUCUGUUUUUAAUAAAUGUGAGGCGUUUCUUGUUUGGUUUUAUUUUAAACUU